Polyodon spathula (Mississippi paddlefish) is the source of this 795-nucleotide messenger RNA. RefSeq names its product neurotensin (gene nts). Gene Ontology annotation, molecular function: neuropeptide hormone activity. Gene Ontology annotation, cellular component: extracellular region. The transcript has 4 exons. The record is from RefSeq and is a predicted model, not a curated record. Bases 90 to 572 code for a protein of 160 amino acids. NCBI's taxonomy places the organism in Eukaryota, Metazoa, Chordata, Actinopteri, Acipenseriformes, Polyodontidae.
GAGUUAGUGAACAUUGUUUGCUUCCUUUCUGAUCUUUUCCAUAUGGACUUGAUCAUUAUCUAGACUUGCAAUAACUUGGAGUUUACAAGAUGAGAACUCAGCUUAUUUGUUUAGUUGUCCUGUUUUUGGCUUAUGAUGGGGUGUGCUCAGAUCUUGAUCAGGAAAUGAAAGCAUUGGAAGUCGAUUUAUUGAAAAGCCUCUACACUUCAAAGGUGAAUAAACAGAGGUUCCCCUAUUGGAAGGUGACACUGCUAAACAUGUGCAGGCUUCUAAAUAACUUGAAUAGCAGAGGGGAAAAUGCAUGGAACAGUGAUGAAGGGGUCAUCUCAAGGGAACACUUUUCAACACUUCCAGAUAGCUUCAGUUCGGAGGCAUUAGAGGCAGCUUAUCAACUCAUAAAGAUCUGCAACAGAAGAACAUUACAGCCAAAGGAGUUACUUCAGAUAACCCAAGACCAGGAUCCGGAUCAUUCAAACUAUAAGAACAUGGAGAUGCUAAAGAGGAAAUCACCUUACAUUUUGAAAAGACAGUUGCAUAUUAACAAACCCAGAAGACCAUUCAUUUUGAAGUGAAAUACAUUCUACUGACCAGAUACCUUGUGGAAAGACAUUAUACAUUUUGUGAAUAUGUGGCUGUAUUUAUUGUAUACUUGGUGUUUAUUACUUGUUUUGUGUUUUCUGGAACAACGGUAUAAACUGUAUCUUUCAUUUGAAACAUUGAUUUUGUAAAUAAACUUGACAGCAUAAUUCAACCAGGUCUGUUGUUGACAGAUUCAAAUCAUUCAUCCAAUUUCUU